GAAUGUCAAUCACUGGUUACAGCCAGUAGUAGAAGCGGACCAGCGGAGUGGGCGUUUCCCGCUCAGGAGUCGAUCUCCCGUCGGGGCGGAACAAAUCCCAAAGUGAAUGUCCGCUUUCUGAUUUAUUUCCAUUUCCCUCCGAGGGAAGUCGGGGCGUUUGUGAAGCGUCUCCUGCGGCCGGAGUCUGAUGUAUCACUGAGAGAAACUUUUAAUGGCACCGUGAUUACCCAGAAAGCGCUGCGAUAAUAAAUUCGCCGGCUCUGAAGCCCCGAUUAAAUGCGCAGGCGUCAAAGAUGCGAAUGUUGCGCAUGCGCAGUUCACAAAAGGCCUCGGGAACUCGGCGCAGGUUAAAAAUGACAAGGAAUUUGUUAAUGGAAAUUCAAACACAACACACCAGUUUUGUCUAGAUAUUUAAGAAGUGCAACAAGGGAUUCAAUCAACAAUCCUUCCUGCUCAGACUGUGGGGAGGAAUUCACUCAGUCAUCUAACCGACUGGCACGCCUGUUAUUUUACACGGGGGAGAGGCCAUUCACCUGCUCAGACAGUGGGAGUGGAUUCAGUUGGUCAUCACAACUGAAGGUACAUCAGCAAAUUCACACUGGGACAAGGCCAUUCACCUGUUCUGUGGGUGAGAAGGGAUUCAGUCGGUCAUCCCACCUGUGGACACACCAGUCAGUUCACACUGGGCAGAGGCUGGUCAUCUGCUGAAUUUGUGGGGAAGGAUUCUCUCGGUCAUCUGACCUAAUGGCUCAUCAGCGAGUUGACACCAGGGAGCAGCCGUUCACCUGCUUGGACUACGGGAAGAGAUUCACUGAAUCAUCUAAGUUGAAGGUACAUCAACGAGUUCAUACUGGGGAGAGGCCAUUCACCUGCUCAGACUGCGGAAAGGGAUUCACUUGGUCAUCUCACCUACUGCUACAUCGGUUAGUUCACACUGCAGAGAGGGAUUUCACCUGCUCAGAUUGUGGGAAGAGAUUCACUCACUCUUCCACCCUACAGAGACACCAGUCAGUUCACACCAGGGAGAGGCCGUUCACCUGCUCAGUCUGUGGGAAGAGAUUCACACAGUCAUCACACCUACAGAGACACCAGCAAGUUCACACUGGGGAGAAGCCUUUCACCUGCUCAGACUGUGGGAAGAGAUUCACACAGUCAUCACACCUACAGAGACACCAGCAAGUUCACACUGGGGAGAAGCCUUUCACCUGCUCAGACUGUGGGAAGAGAUUCACACAGUCAUCCACCCUACAGAGACACCAGUCAGUUCACUCUGGGGAGUGGCGGUUCACCUGCUCAGAAUGUGGGAAGGGAUUCACACAGUUAUCCAAACAACUGGCACACCAGUCAGUUCACAGUGGGGAGUGGCCAUUCACCUGCUCAGACUGUGGGAAGGGAUUCACUCGGUCAUCUGAUCUGCUGACACACGGGCGAGUUCACACCGGGGAGAGGCCAUUCACCUGCUGUGAAUGUGGGAAGGGAUUCGCUCGGUCAUCUGAUCUACAGAUACACCAGCGAGUUCACACUGGGGAGAGACCAUUCACCUGCUCAGUCUGUGGGAAGGGGUUCCAUCAAUCAUCCAACCUUCAUAGACACCAGCGAGUUCACACUGGGGUGAAGCCGUUCAACUGCUGUGAAUGUGGGAAGGGAUUCACUCGGUCAUCCUCACUAUUAGCACAUCAGCGAGUUCACAGUGGGUAGAGACCGUUCACCUGCUCAGAACGUGGGAAGGGAUUCACUCAGUCAUCCAAUCUACAGAGACACCAGCAAGUUCACUUCGGGUAAAGGCCGAUCACCUGCUGAGACGUUGGGAAGUGUUUUCUCAGCCAUCUCCAUCAAAUGUGCAUCAUUGGGUUCACACUGUGGAGAGGCCGUUCACCUGCUGUGAAUGUGAGAAGGGAUUCACUCAGUAAUCUAACCUUGUGACACACUGGGGAGAAAGUUUCAAUAAGCUGCAUGCUGGAUAUUUGUCCAUCACUGUUGCAGAAUGCAAUUUCGAGAGUGACUGUCGGUGCUGAACUCUGCAAUCAUUGCUGCUAUACACCACACACAGUUCUGCACCCUGGUCACUGGGCAUGGGAGGAGUUUCUACUGCUGCACAUUCACCUUUAAUGGAACUGGAUCUGAGACAAAUAAAUCAAUUCUAUUUUAAACUCUGUCUCUGGUACUUAGUGCAUUUAUAACACGCCUAGUGUACAGUAGAGAGUCAACUCAGGCCAGCUGGACCCUGCCAGUUAUUCAUUUCCAUGACAGUCUAUUUAAAUCCGGCCCCCCCUGUUGCUCAUCUCUCACUCUCCCUCUGGUGAUGGGUUCCAAACAGUCAUCAUCUGUGGGUGAAAACGUUUCCCUUGAAUUUUCUGCAGACUGAAGAAGUCGAGCUGAUUACAGUUCUGUCUGAGAUGUUCUUCACCCCUCAAAUCUCUGGGCUGAGGAAGAAUGAUAUUGGUUGUUAAUCUCCAUAAUCACGACUAAUUUCCACAUUAUGGGUCAUUUUCCCUGCUGCUAAAGGGUUUUUAGAGAACAUCACUGUCCUCUAAAGGCCGAAAACAGAAUGGGAAAACAUCAGUUGGAUGUUUAACUGAGCAGGGUCAGAUACCAGAGGUGGGUCUGCACAGGGCUGAAUUUGGGGCUCUGGACGAUGGUCGGGUUAAGAACUUAUGAUGAGGAGAAGGGAAUCAGCAGCGGGGUGUGGCAACAAAUGUCAGAGUAGCAACAACAUUUGGAAGCUGAUUGACAGAGACAAUCAUUCGAUUGACUGAUGACACAAACAAUGCCUAUGGUGAGGUUCUCCACUGGUUGAGGUACAUGUGUGUUGGGAAUGGUUUUAUCCAUUGAGGGUCUUGUUCCUGCUUGUUUAUCCAGUAAUAUUAUAUCCAGAUGGUUAUCAUGGAUUAUCCUCUCUGAAAUAAUGUAUUGAUUAUCAUAUAAUUUGUACAAACGUUUGUAAGAUCUUGACUCUAAAACUGGGUCAGGCUUGAAUUCAUGGUGCCUUUAUUAAGUUAUGGUGGGCAUUGAUGAGUUUGUAUUUUAAAGCAAGAUUUUGAUGAAUGAUAUUUGCCACUUGAUUGUACCUUUGUAGGUAAUCAGAUUGAAUUAAACUGCUGCGGGAU
Messenger RNA from Hypanus sabinus (Atlantic stingray), 3107 nucleotides. Its product is annotated as zinc finger protein 229-like. Gene Ontology annotation, molecular function: RNA polymerase II cis-regulatory region sequence-specific DNA binding; DNA-binding transcription factor activity, RNA polymerase II-specific. Gene Ontology annotation, cellular component: nucleus. The record is from RefSeq and is a predicted model, not a curated record. The transcript has 3 exons. Lineage: Eukaryota; Metazoa; Chordata; Chondrichthyes; Myliobatiformes; Dasyatidae. Gene Ontology annotation, biological process: central nervous system development; regulation of transcription by RNA polymerase II. Bases 745 to 1698 code for a protein of 317 amino acids.